This is a messenger RNA of Aspergillus steynii IBT 23096, 2025 nucleotides long. RefSeq names its product asparagine synthetase B family protein. The transcript has 7 exons. Gene Ontology annotation, cellular component: cytosol. Gene Ontology annotation, molecular function: asparagine synthase (glutamine-hydrolyzing) activity. The coding region runs from base 1 to 2025 and encodes 674 amino acids. The record is from RefSeq and is a predicted model, not a curated record. Lineage: Eukaryota; Fungi; Ascomycota; Eurotiomycetes; Eurotiales; Aspergillaceae.
AUGUGUGGGCUCUCUGCGUUUCUGAAUCUCCAAGGUAGGAUUGAAUCCACGCCGGGCCUCGACGAGAUACCCCCAACAAAGGGUCAUGUUGAGCUUGAGCAAAGCUUGGAUAUUAUCCAGCAUCGCGGGCCUGAUGGUCGUGGUUUAUGGUUGAGUCCUGACCGCAGAGUUGGCCUUGGUCAUGUUCGUCUGUCAAUCGUUGAUCUCAGCCCCGGUGGUGAUCAGCCAUUUGUCGACGAGGAAGACGGGAUAUAUGUCGUCGUGAAUGGAGAACUCUACGGACACGAGCAAUACCGCAGGGAGCUGGCAAACGAGUACAAUUUUAAAGGUACAAGUGACUGCGAAAUUGUCAUUGCCUUGUACAAGCAUUAUGGACUAUCUUUCCUGUCUCAUUUGAGAGGCGAGUUUGCGCUGGUCUUGUGGGAUGCUAAGCGCGAACGACUCUUCGCCGCACGAGACAGGUAUGGCAUUAAAUCGCUGUAUUAUACGAUUCAUGAGAAUCAGCUCUUGGUGGCAACGGAGAUGAAGUGUUUCCUCAAGUUUGGGUGGAAGCCCCAGUGGUGUGUCGAGACACUUCGAGGGCACGCGUGGCAGUUUGGCCACAAGACCUUCUUCCGAGGGGUAUACAAGGUCGCUCCGGCGCAUUAUUUGAUUUGCGAGAAAUAUAGCAGUGAGAUACAGCAGAUGAUGUAUUGGGACACGGACUAUCCGGACAAGCGGGUUCUGGAGACCCGUCCCGAAGCCGAGAUGAUAGAAGGCGUUAGAGAACGUCUUAUCGAGGCCGUCAGGAUCCGACUUCGUGCAGACGUGCCCGUUGGAGUGUAUCUGAGCGGGGGCUUGGAUUCCUCGUGCGUCGCUGGGAUUAUUGCCCAUCUCAUGAAACACGAAAGGGCCAAGCUUGGAAGUGACGAUAGUGGCGACGUGUCGCUCUUACGAUGUUUCACCAUCCAGUUUGACAAGGAUAGUGGUGCGGAUGAGUCUGAUAUUGCAGAGCGCACGGCUGAGUGGCUUGGGGCGGAAUUUCACCCGACGCCCUCGUGGGACGUUAAUGGGAUCACCAAGGUAGCCAUGUCCGAGAAAGUUCAUUCUUUGGGAUUGAAAGUCGUCCUUGUCGGUCAAGGAGCGGACGAGCACUUUGGGGGCUACAAUAACUUUCGACCUGACGCUGUACAGGAGCCUGACCUAUCCUGGCCGGCAUCAUAUCUUCCGGACGAGGAAAGAGAAAAGCUCUGGCAUGAUGUACAAGGAAGCUCCGGCGCAGUGGUUUCUGGUAGUACCGAGACUACAUCCCCGUCUUCCACCGUGCGUAUGGUAAAUCAUACGCAAACCAUCAGGCAGUUGGCAAAAAUUGGACAAUUGCCAUUUCUUCCUUGGGUAGACCAUUACGCCUCUGCUGGAGAUCCUGAAACCCUCUUGGCCGAGUCCAUGGAUCCCCGAGCGCGCGAGAAGAUGCAAACCAAAUGGCAUCCUCUCCAUACGUCGCAGUACAUUUGGAUGAAAUCAUAUAUGCCAACCAUCAGUCUCCGCUAUGUGGGUGACAACGUGGAUAUGGCCUACGGUGUUGAAGGUCGCCUGCCGUUCCUCGACCACCACCUGAAUGAAUAUGCAAACCAGCUCCCGCCCAGUCUGAAGAUGAAGUAUGAUCCAGCGACUCGUUCCUUCAACGAGAAAUACAUCCUGCGCGAAGCAAUGCGUCCAUUUAUUACAGACGAGCUCUAUACUCGUCGCAAAAAGCCAUUUUCCGGACCCACGCAAUUCAAGGAGAACGGACCGAUUCACCGUACUUUCUUACGGUUGUUGACUAAGGAGGAUAUUGAGGGGCUUGGGUUCUUGGAUUGGGGUACGAUUCAAAGCUACCUCCAGAGAGCUUUUGGUGGAGAGGAUCGGGUUGCGUUUAGGAAGGCAGUGUUGAUUGCGCAGUUGUUGUCCUCAUGCAGCAGUUUGGGGUCGAGACGGCAAAGCCACCCAACGAUGUGGUUUCCCUUUAAAUCCCCUUACAAGGCAGACAGAUACAGGGUACUUUGA